AUGCUGCUCACGUCGACAUCAGUAUCAUCACCAUCGCUCUCCUUAUCCUCCUGCGCGACUCCUCGCGGAACUGCUGCUGCUGCGGUUUUCAUCAAAGCGUCGAGAGGGAUUUCAUCAUCAUCAUCAUCAUCGUCCAGUUGUUGCCGAGUCAGCAAAAACAAAAAUCAUCGGUCGAUUGCGUUUUCAUCGUCGUUUCAUCGUCGUUUAAACGUCGUCGCGUCCGCCGCCGCGGUUCAAGAAGGAGUCGUCAUUCAGCAAUACGGGGACAAAGUUUUCGACGAAGAGACGAAGAAAGGUUUCAACUCCGGAGAGUUGUACGUGGCAAACUUUGAACAAGGGAGAGUGCUCUGGGACGACGGAUGGGUUUUCCUUGACAUCCGCAACGACCAGGAGAGGGAGUUUUUCGGGAAACUUCCGAAUCCACCGAAAGGAACUAUUGGAGGCGUGUCUGAAGUCGUCGUCGUUUCUGGGCCAGAGUGCGUGGCAAAUAUUCCGUUGGUCACGUCCACGGGGUACAGGUUUGACUCAACCGCGGGCGGGAAGGCGUUCCAGAACCAACAUAAAAACGAGAACUUUAUCGCAGAGGUGGAGAAGAGGUUCCCGGAUAAAAAAGCAGCCAAGAUUGUUGUGGUGUGUUCGGAUGGAAGGCAAAGAGCGGUGCACGCGCUGGACAUGUUAGACGAAGCUGGAUACGAGAAGCUGGUCUUGUUGAAAGGUGGAUUUAAUUUAUACAACAGAGGGUGGGAUGGAAAAUUGAAAAGACGAAUGCCGCACGGGGAGUUUUGUAGCGAUUACGGCAAGCCCGGGGACGUGCAACAGUUUUCUCGAGGCGAUAAAGCCGGGAACGCGAACGAUGCCAUCGAGUUUGGGCCGUGGCAAGAUACAACCGAUUGGAAACCAGUUUUGGAAGGUGGUAGUAGUCACAUUCACGGGCACCACGAAGAGCCGCUCAAGGAGAUGGUUCUACACGACGCCUCGAAUACCGAACACGAUUCGUUCGACGAAGACGACGAAACCGUAGAGAAAGCGGCGCGAAUGCAGCGAGAAAAGGAAGAAGAAGAGGAAAAAGCGAGAAUCAUCGAGGCUGAAUUGAAAGCUAAAGCCGAAGCCGAAUUGAAAGCUAAAGCCGAAGCCGAAUUGAAAGCUAAAGCCGAAGCCGAAUUGAAAGCUAAAGCCGAAGCCGAAUUGAAAGCUAAAGCCGAAGCUGAAUUGAAAGCUAAAGCCGAAGCCGAAUUGAAAGCUAAAGCCGAAGCUGAAUUGAAAGCUAAAGUCGAAGCUGAAGCCAAAGCUAAAGCCGAAGCCGAAGCGGAAGCGGCGCGCGUAAAAGCGGAGGAAGAACGCCUCGGAGGGAAAAAACUCUCCUGCGGAGCGCGUUUGUAUACCUUUUAA
This is a messenger RNA of Bathycoccus prasinos, 1389 nucleotides long. RefSeq lists its product with no specific name. The coding region runs from base 1 to 1389 and encodes 462 amino acids. The record is from RefSeq and is a predicted model, not a curated record. NCBI's taxonomy places the organism in Eukaryota, Viridiplantae, Chlorophyta, Mamiellophyceae, Mamiellales, Bathycoccaceae. The transcript has a single exon.